AUGACUGAGAUUGGAAGUCCAAAAGAAGACACUCCAUCAACAUAUGGACAAAAUGAAGGAAUAAUACCCACAGGACCUAUUGACCUUGAUUCAUCAAUUCCUUCAUCUCCAAAAAAUGAUGAAUCAAUGACAGCAACCCAAUCAAAUGUUGAUAGCGAGAAAACUGAGACAAAGAGAAAACUGACUUCCUUUGUUUGGAAUCAUUUCAAGAAGCAAAAAAUUAAUGGAGUUGACAAAGCUAUUUGCAACUAUUGUAAAAAAAUAUUAGGAGGAUCAAGCAAAAAUGGAACAACACAUUUGCGUGAUCAUUUUAACAUAUGUCCUCUUAGGAAGCAUCGAGAUAUAAAACAAUCAAUCUUAAAUCCAAGUAAGAAGAAGGAUGGAAGUACUUCACUAGCUGCUCACAACUUUGAUCAAGAGUGUUCAAGACACAAACUUGCUAAAAUGAUUGUUUUGCAUGAGUAUCCACUCAAUAUGGUUGAACAUCAUGGAUUUAGAGAUUUUGUCAACUCUCUUCAGCCAUUUUUCAAGAAUGUAUCUCGAAGUACUAUUAGGAGGGAUAUAUUGAAGAUAUAUGAGAAUGAGAAGACCAAGACAAAGAACUCAAUUAGUGACAAUUGUAGUAGAGUUGCAAUCACAACUGACAUGUGGACAUCAAAUAAUCAAAAGAGAGGGUAUAUGGUGGUGACUGCACAUUAUAUUGAUGAUUCAUGGAAUUUGCACAAUCGAAUUAUCAGGUUUAUAUAUGUGCCUGCCCCUCAUACUGCUAAGUUAUUAGCAAAAGUGUUGAUGGAGUGUUUGGUUGAAUGGUCUCUUGAACGUAAGUUGUCUACUCUUACUUGA
This is a messenger RNA of Humulus lupulus (European hop), 843 nucleotides long. RefSeq names its product zinc finger BED domain-containing protein RICESLEEPER 3-like. The record is from RefSeq and is a predicted model, not a curated record. NCBI's taxonomy places the organism in Eukaryota, Viridiplantae, Streptophyta, Magnoliopsida, Rosales, Cannabaceae. Gene Ontology annotation, molecular function: DNA binding. Bases 1 to 843 code for a protein of 280 amino acids. The transcript has 2 exons.